AUGGCUCAACACGGCGGUGGAUGGAGGACACACGGUGGGUUGAGUGCCUAUGUUGAAAGAGGUGGGAGAUGCAUGUUGAGGGGGAGGAGUUUUUGGCAAAUCCCAAUUCCUCAAGGUUGCUCUUGGAGCUGGAGACAACUCCUUAAGCUUAAAGGUAUUGCUAAAACUUUCUUAAGCUUCAAGGUGGGUGAUGGGUGUAAAAUUUUUCUUCGGUUGGAUGCAUGGCACCCGGAUGGUUGUCUUUUAGAUAACUAUGGGCAUCGUGUUGUCUAUGAUGCUGGAAGUUCAAUUGAUGCCAAAUUGUCUACCAUUAUUUGUAAUGGUGAUUGGUUUUGGCCUGCUGCAAGGUCAGACCAUUUAGUUGCCUUACAAAGUAAGCUUUCGGAGGUGGAAAUUAGUGAUUAUGAUCUACUUAUUUGGAAUUGUAAGAAUGGGAAAUAUGCUUGUUCUGGAACUUGGGAUGCAAUUAGAAAGAAGGAGGCUCGGGUACAAUGGUGGAAGGUGGUUUGGCAUUAUGUGGCAAUUCCUAAGCAUGCUUUUAUGUUAUGGCUUGUUUUCAGGGAUGCUAUGAUUACUAAAAGCCGUAUGUGGGGUUGGGGAUAUGAGGGAGAUUGUCUUUGUUCUUUUUGUCGAAGUGGUAUGGAGUCAAGGGAUCAUCUCUUCUUUGAGUGUAGCUUUAGCUAUAGAAUAUGGAAGGAAAUUCUUGGCCUUUGUUUGAUUUCUGAGCCGAAGAAAUAUUGGGAGGAAGUUGCUGAUUGGAGUGUGGUUGAGAUGAGGCAUGACUGUCUUGGAAGCAGGUUGUGUAUCUUGAGCCUGGGUGCUACGGUUUAUAACUUGUGGAAGCAUAGAAAUGAUAUUCUACAUGGGAAUGUCUUAAGUUCGGAGGAGAUGAUUAUAGCUAAAAUUAAGGGGGAGGUUCGGGCUCGUAUUAUGGCUAAAGGCCCUUAUAAAAAGUCUUCCAUGAAUGUGCAGCUUGAGGCUUUGUGGACUCUUCACAAGAUUUUCAAUUAG
Messenger RNA from Alnus glutinosa, 1011 nucleotides. RefSeq lists its product as uncharacterized. The record is from RefSeq and is a predicted model, not a curated record. The transcript has 2 exons. Bases 1 to 1011 code for a protein of 336 amino acids. NCBI's taxonomy places the organism in Eukaryota, Viridiplantae, Streptophyta, Magnoliopsida, Fagales, Betulaceae.